CGACUUUUGUUCCAUCUCUUUUUCGUCGGCAACGUUGCGCAGCGCACGGCUUUAGAUUGUUUAAACGCGAAUUUACCCCAGGAAAACGCAUUUAAAAUGGCUUUCGGUGAUGUUAAGACCCCGCAGGGACUCAAGGAGUUGAACAACUUCCUGGCCGACAACAGCUACAUCAGCGGAUAUACGCCCAGCAAGGCCGAUCUGUCCGUGUUCGAGGCUCUGGGCAAGGCCCCAUCCGCCGACAAUGUGAACGUUGCCCGUUGGUACCGCCACAUCGCUUCCUUCGAGGCCUCGGAGCGCGCCGCCUGGGGAGGUGCUCCUCUGCCCCAGUUGGCCGGCGGUAAGCCCACCGUGGCUGCUCCCGCCAAGCCCGCCGCCGAUGAUGAUGAUGAUGUGGAUCUUUUCGGAUCCGACGAGGAGGAGGACGCCGAGGCCGAGCGCAUCAAGCAGGAGCGUGUUGCCGCCUACGCCGCCAAGAAGUCGAAGAAGCCCGCCCUCAUUGCCAAGUCAUCGGUGCUUUUGGACGUGAAGCCCUGGGACGACGAGACCGACAUGAAGGAGAUGGAGAACAACGUGCGCACCAUCGAGAUGGACGGUCUGCUGUGGGGCGCCUCCAAACUGGUCCCUGUGGGCUACGGCAUCAACAAGCUGCAGAUCAUGUGCGUCAUCGAGGAUGACAAGGUGUCCAUCGAUCUGCUCCAGGAGAAGAUCGAGGAGUUCGAGGACUUUGUUCAGUCCGUCGACAUUGCUGCCUUCAACAAGAUCUAAACAUCUGAGAUUUUAAUAUUCUAAAUAAACUCGAGCAAAGUGAAAUAACAAA
Drosophila ficusphila is the source of this 817-nucleotide messenger RNA. It is a transcript of the gene eEF1beta, whose product is annotated as probable elongation factor 1-beta. Lineage: Eukaryota; Metazoa; Arthropoda; Insecta; Diptera; Drosophilidae. The transcript has 2 exons. Gene Ontology annotation, biological process: translational elongation. The coding region runs from base 97 to 765 and encodes 222 amino acids. The record is from RefSeq and is a predicted model, not a curated record. Gene Ontology annotation, cellular component: cytosol; eukaryotic translation elongation factor 1 complex. Gene Ontology annotation, molecular function: translation elongation factor activity; guanyl-nucleotide exchange factor activity.